Messenger RNA from Perkinsus marinus ATCC 50983, 1353 nucleotides. RefSeq names its product hexose transporter, putative. Gene Ontology annotation, biological process: transmembrane transport. Gene Ontology annotation, molecular function: myo-inositol:proton symporter activity. The transcript has a single exon. NCBI's taxonomy places the organism in Eukaryota, Perkinsozoa, Perkinsida, Perkinsidae. The coding region runs from base 1 to 1353 and encodes 450 amino acids. Gene Ontology annotation, cellular component: membrane. The record is from RefSeq and is a predicted model, not a curated record.
AUGACCGGGAAAUGCUGUAGUAAUGAUGCUUCCUUAUUCGGUUCUAUGGUCAAUAUUGGUGCUAUCAUCGGGGCGCUUGGCGGUGGCCCCGUCAACGAGAAGAUUGGCCGUAAAUGGAGCCUCAUUGGUGCAUCCCCUUUAUUUCUAUUGGCCUUUUUAUGGAUCGGUCUAGCGCGCACCGCGUGGCAGCUUAUCGUGGCUCGUGUCAUCGUCGGCAUUGCCCUUGGCAUGAGCUCCUUCAGCGUGCCCACUUACAUCGGUGAAGUUGCUCCCACCAAAUACCGCGGUAUUUUCGGUGCUUGCAAUCAGCUUGGGAUUACUAUCGGCAUCCUCCUGGCUUAUCUCUUUGGGUUGGCUUUCCGCACCCAAGCUGGGUCGAUCGAUCCAGAAGCCACAUCAAGAACAUUCUGUAACUGGCGAACACUCAGCUUCGUAUACAUCAUCCCGGCGGCUCUGCUGGGAAUAUGCAUGUUCUUCGCACCCGAAUCUCCCCGUUGGUUAGCUGAAAAGUCACGUAUCGAGGAAGCCAAGGGGAUCGUUAUUAAACUGCGUGGAGGUGAUGCGGAAGAUCCUGUGGUAAAAGCUGAGCUCAUGGCCUUGGAGGCUAUCAAGUCCAAAAGAGACAGCGAAGAGAAGGGAUCCGUCAUGACAUCUCUAAAAGCAUUGAAUAGAUGUCGGAUGCAAGUUUUCAUUGGUAUCAUGUCGCAAGUACUGCAGCAGUUCUCUGGCAUCAACGCUAUCAUUUUUUACCAAACUUCUAUCUUUCAAGCCGCGGGCAUCGACAAUAAGGAUGAGGUAGCAUUGACGGUCAUGGCUGUGUCAGUUGGCGUGACCGCCAUCGCGGUUGGGAUUGUUGACAAACUGGGUAGGAGGAUUCUCCUCGUCUCUGCUUCCUCUGGAAUGUGCAUCUCUGCAGUAUGUGAAGGCGUCUUUUUCUAUCUUAACGAGGUGUCCGGUAUCAACAAUAUUGGAUGGUUGGCCAUCACUUCUGCCUACUGUUACAUCGCGUCUUUUUCUCUGGGUGUUGGCGCAAUACCAUGGUUGAUCAUGGCCGAACUUUUCCCCGACGAAGUGCGAGGUCUGGCUGCUUCUUUAGUUACUAUGGUCAACUGGUUGUGCUCCUUCAUCGUCACUCAUUUCCUGGAUCAACUCCGGGAAGCUAUCACUUUUUACGGAGUCUUCUGGCUUUUUGCUGGAAUAUGUCUCAUCAUGGUUGUAUUCGUAUUGUUUAUAGUUCCCGAAACGAAAGGUAAAACAUUUGAGGAAAUCCAGACUUACUUUCAUCACAAGUAUAGUGUCAGAAAUAGUGAUAACAGACGGACUCCCACCGUUGUGGUUCUCUCCGGUGAGUGA